UGUAUGUGGAGCUGAAGGGGCGGAAGUGAUGCGCCAAUGGCGCCAUGAGGCUGAAGCUGAGGGACGUUUUCGCCGUUUAUUUCGUGGUGUCCGGGAUCUGGUUGUUGUUCUCGGUCCGACAGCUCGGGCUGCAAUGUGACUGCACGCCGCCCGUGCGGCCGCCGGGGGAGCUGACACGGGAGCUGAAGAUCGUGCAGCUGCAGGCCGAGGUUCGGAGGCUGCGGGAGAGGCUGAAGGUCGAGGGCGAGGCUGUCACGGACGGGAGGGCCCUGCCCACCAUCUACGCCGUCACCCCCACCUACGCCAGGUGGGUGCAGAAGGCAGAGCUGGUUCGCCUCUCCCAGACUUUCCGGAACGUUAAGGCCUUCCACUGGAUAGUGGUGGAGGACGCGGAGGGGCCGUCCCGGCUGGUGUCGAGGCUGCUGGCGGACAGCGGGCUGCGUCACACCCACCUGCACGCCCCCACCCCGGCCCCAGACAAGCUGCGGGCGCAGGACCCCAGCUGGCUGAAGCCCCGGGGGGUGGAGCAGCGGAACCGGGCCAUCGCGUGGCUCCGCGAGACCCGACCGCCGGACGAGGAGGCCGUUGUUUACUUUGCCGACGAUGACAACACCUACAGCCUCCGGCUCUUCGACGAGAUGCGCUGGACAAAACGUGUGUCAGUCUGGCCCGUGGGCCUAGUGGGCGGCCUGCGCUUUGAGAGGCCCCUGGUGGAGGGGGGCCGGGUGGUGGGUUUCCACACGGCCUGGAAGCCCCACCGCCCCUUCCCCGUGGACAUGGCUGGCUUUGCCGUCUCCCUGCGGCUGCUGCUGGCGAACCGGGAGGCCCGUUUCGAAGGGCGGGCCGAGAACGGCUACCUGGAGAGCAGCCUCUUGCAGUCCCUCGUCUCCAUCGAGGAGCUGGAGCCCGUGGCCGACAGCUGCAACACGGUCCUGGUCUGGCACACCCGCACAGAGAAACCCAAGAUGAAGCAGGAAGAGGCCCUGAUAAAGGAGGGCCGAGGUUCGGACGUCCACAUCGAGGUGUGAGUGCAGAGGGCGGGGGGGUGUGCGAGAGCACGGGUGGACAAGGGGGGAGCGGGCAGUGGCAGACGCCCCCCCCUCCCUGGCCAGAAAGAGGAUCUCUUCACCCUGUGUCCCGUCCACUGCAACCCCACCCCAGCUCCGAGAGACGAUGGAUUGUCGUCCUUGAAGGGCAACACAGACAAAGCACUGGAAGAACUCAACAGGUCAGGCAGCAUCUGUGGAAGUGAAUAAACGGUUGACGUUUUGGGCCGAGGCCCUUCCUCGGGACUGAGAAGGAAGAGGGAAGGGGCCAGAAUGAGGGAAGGAAUCUGAUAGGAGAGGAGAGUGGAUCAGGGGAGAAAGGGAAGGAGGAGGGGACUCAGAGGGAUGGGUUGGGCCGGUGGGGAGAAGAGAAGGGGUGAGAGGGGAAGCAGGAUGGGGAGAGGGGUGUAGAAAUUCCUGUAAGGGUGGAGAGUUUGAUGUGUAUGAGGUUAGGGGCUGCCCAGGCGGAAUGUCACGUCCUGGUUGCACCAUCAGCGACACCGGACGGACAAUCUGCGAAGGGCAUCUCCCGCCUUGGAAAGACACUGCCCAGGAGAAAGCGAUGGCGGAGCACUUCUGCAGAAAGAAGUUGCCGAGAGCAAUCGUGGUCCGGGUCCGCCGGUGUCGUACGGCACCGCACCUGACGCUGACGAUUGGCCUCAUCGUGGUGGGAGAGCCGGCCGCGGACCGACCGCGUCAGGGCGGGCGGCCGCCCAGGGACUGUUACCACCUGCGGUGGACAGCCUCGGGUAGCGUCGGCCCGCCCUUCACUCCAGGGAGGCAGGGAGGGUCGUCUGCUGUCGAUAUGUCAGCGGGAGACUUGUACCGUGACUGUCCCCCCCCCCCCCCCACCGUCACUGCGUAGCCCUGAAGUUCAUCAGCACAGACGGAACUGAAUUGACUUUAUUUUGUACGUGUUACGUCUCCGUCUAAAUUUAUAAUAAAUGGAAAUACACUCAGAUCAGCGUGAGUUCAUCAGUCUGAUGGCCUGGUGGGAGAGGCUGUCCCGGAGCCUGUUGGUCUUGGCUUUUAUGCUGCGGUACCGCUUCCCGGAUGGGAGCAGCUGGGAUAGAUUGUAGUCAGGGUGACUCGGGUCCCCAGUGAUCCUACGGGCUCUUUUUACACACCUGUCUGUGUAAAUGUCCUGAAUGGUGGGAAGUUCACACCUACAGAUGCGCUGGGCUGUCCGCACCACUCUCUGCAGAGUCCUGCGAUUGAGGGAGGUACAGUUCCCACACCAGGCAGUGAUGCAGCCAGUCAGGAUGCUCUCAAUUGUGCCCCUGUAGAAAGUUCUUAGGAUUUGAGGGCCCAUACCAAACUUCCUCAAGAGUUUGAGGUAAAAGAGGCGCUGUUGUGCCUUUUACAUCACACAGCUGGUGUGCACAGACCACGUGAAGUCAUCGGUGAUGUGGAUGCUGAAGAACUUGAAGCUGUUCACCCUCUCAACCCCAGAUCCACUGAUGUCAAUAGGGGUUAGCCUGCCUCCAUUCCUCCUGUAAUCCACAACCAGAUCCUUUGUUUUUGCGACAUUGAGAGCGAGAUACUUUCUCAAUGAACUUGUUGAUCUUGUUGAGUGAGACGUGCAGCUCCAGACCUGUGUUCCAGUCUGACUUCUGGCACUGUGUGUGUGUGUGUGUGUGUGUGUGACGAGGUGAGGAGAGGUAGGGGUUGCUCUGAGUUUCUGCGCUGGACUAGUGUUCUCUGAUAGGAGAUGUGACCAGAGAGCAAACCUUCGUCCAAGUUUGUUUUCUACUGGUCAAUGUGAGUUAUAAUGAGGGACUGGAUAGGCCGGGUUACCUCCCUGGAGUGACAGUGCACUUACAGAGGUUUAUAAAAUCACAAGGGGGGGGUAGAUAGAUAGGGUGGAGCUUUGUCCCCGGGGUAGAGGAGUCUAAGACGAGAGGGCAGAGUUCCAAAGGUGACCGAAGGGGGCGGAGGAACGAGCUGCCGGAGGGAGGGGAGGGGCUGAUUUUUGAUUUUCAGGGGCAUUUGCGCGACCAGCUCAGGAAGUCUCCUUGCCGAGCAUGUACGAGAAGGGCCGAAGGGCCUGCUUACUGUUCUCUACAACCUGUAUGAUUCUACAAUAAAUUAUCUAUGGAGCGGU
Molecule: messenger RNA, 3150 nt
Organism: Hypanus sabinus (Atlantic stingray)
Lineage: Eukaryota; Metazoa; Chordata; Chondrichthyes; Myliobatiformes; Dasyatidae
Gene: b3gat3
Product: beta-1,3-glucuronyltransferase 3 (glucuronosyltransferase I)
Exons: 5
Coding region: 45-1028 (327 amino acids)
Biological process (GO): chondroitin sulfate proteoglycan biosynthetic process; carbohydrate metabolic process
Cellular component (GO): Golgi membrane
Molecular function (GO): galactosylgalactosylxylosylprotein 3-beta-glucuronosyltransferase activity
Source: RefSeq, a predicted model, not a curated record